Diachasma alloeum is the source of this 1071-nucleotide messenger RNA. RefSeq lists its product as uncharacterized. Bases 1 to 1071 code for a protein of 356 amino acids. NCBI's taxonomy places the organism in Eukaryota, Metazoa, Arthropoda, Insecta, Hymenoptera, Braconidae. The transcript has 5 exons. The record is from RefSeq and is a predicted model, not a curated record.
AUGUUUGCAGUUGGGAUGAGAAAUUUUUUUUUAGAGAAAGACUCACUCAUGGGAGGCUUCGGGGGUUAUCUGAAGUUCCUGACGGUUGUCUCCACAAUUUUUGGAGGGAUUCUAUACUAUGUCCCUAUAUCACGUUCAUACUUUCGCAAGGGUUGUCAUAUUCUCAUUGAUCUCGUGGCCCUCUCCUUGAAAUCAGUCCUGAAUUCUUUCGAAGCUGAAUCUGAGGGGGUGAAUCAGGCACGAGUGACAUUCCCCAAUGAUCUGAGCCAUCGGGAAGGCACGAGAGGCUCCAAGGAAGAGAGACGCCAGAGGAGACAAGAAAUUCGAAUGAGAACUCGAGGUAACGACGUUAAGGAGAGGAGUCAAGAGUUGUCAACGGUGCAGUUAUAUCCCGGUCGAGGUCUACAGCUCCAGAAGUACUUGAGGGGCUCUCAUAGUCAAUUCGGAGAAAGUGAAAUCUAUAUGUUGAAGGAACCAAGAAAUGGCAACUCUGUAGACGGCACAUGGAGCAAGUCCACCGUAAGAAGGAGAGAUGAUGAUGCUUUGUAUUCCGAGACCGAUGAUGCGAGGACUCUAAAUAGUAGAGCUGAUGAAAUAAAUCAAUUAAAAAAGAGAAAAAGUAGAAGAACUCGACGAGACGAGACAGAGGUCCAGAAACUCGAGGAGAAACUUCGAAAAUUACGGAGGAGAAUUCGCUCGAUAGCGACAGUUCCUGAUAAAAAUUUUCAACAGCAAAAGGAGAGUGAAGCUCUCGCGAUAAUAGAAGAGCUCUUAACGAACAGUGAUUAUAAGAUCGAGAUAAAGCAGCUAAAGAAAAAUCUCAUAAGGAACAGGCCUGACGAGGAUAAGCGGGCCGACGACGUUAUCAGCGAGGGGACAAGUCCCUCGGAGAGGAAAUCUCGCGGGUCGUCAAGGCAGAGAUCCCCAAGAAUCGUGGACUUACCCAAGGCUGGGGUUGAAGACCUCUACGAGGACGUGGUAGCUCGACCCGCUCUGGUGAAUGACAGGGUAACACCAAUGAUGAAGAACGCGCUUCACUGGAUUUUUGGAGGAUGUCCAGGGUCUCAUUAA